AUGUCAAGACUGGACAUUGCUGGAAAUUUGGAAAGACAUGUCGUACGGCGUACGUUCCCCUUCCUUACGCGUACUGGGGCUUGUCGGAACCUUUUCGGACCGGUGGAUCACGACGAGCUGAAGUGUGAGCUGAAAAGCAAACUCAGAGAAAUCUCCGAGCGAGACCAGACACGGUGGAAUUUUAACUUCGACAAAGAUUCACCUUUGCCAGGGGAAUACGAAUGGCAGGAGGUAUCGUCGAGUUCGACACCGGUGUUCUAUCAGGACUCUAUUCAAAAUGGGAGAACACGAAUUGUUUUGCCGAUUCCCGUGACGCCACAUAAAAAUAAUUCAGCCACAUCGGAGUGUGGUCUACAAAAUGCACUUGUUUCAUGCAUUGGCGAAAAAGAUGUAGUCAGCUCUGGAAGCGUCUUAUGCCAUUCGAGCGAGUCUAACCAGGAGAACCGAUCCGACACACUUAAUGCAGGGAAAACUGAAUCACUAACACCCUUAUUCCGUCGGCAGAAAAAGACAUCAGCGCCUGUUUUGUCUGGAAGCACCAGUACACAGAUCACAGAUUUCUUCUCAAAACGAAAAAGGACGUUUGAGAGUAAGAACAUAGAACGCACUUCGCAACACCCAACUUCCCCAGUCCCGGUGGAACAAACGCCACGCAAGAGGAUGCGAUGA
Chanos chanos (milkfish) is the source of this 669-nucleotide messenger RNA. It is a transcript of the gene cdkn1ca, whose product is annotated as cyclin dependent kinase inhibitor 1Ca. The coding region runs from base 1 to 669 and encodes 222 amino acids. Gene Ontology annotation, molecular function: cyclin-dependent protein serine/threonine kinase inhibitor activity. NCBI's taxonomy places the organism in Eukaryota, Metazoa, Chordata, Actinopteri, Gonorynchiformes, Chanidae. Gene Ontology annotation, cellular component: nucleus. The transcript has 2 exons. The record is from RefSeq and is a predicted model, not a curated record. Gene Ontology annotation, biological process: negative regulation of mitotic cell cycle; negative regulation of cyclin-dependent protein serine/threonine kinase activity.